AUGGAGCCUCCACGCCCGCCAACCGAACACGAGUGCGAGUGGUUCUAUAAUGGACUUCCGAGCCGUCCAAAACUCGUAGCAAGGUCCAGCUUGACGCCUUUUCGGUUUGGUAUUGACGGGCGGUCGUCAGAUUUGAAAACUCUGACUGUUGUCGGCGACCAUGCUAUCGUCGAUAAAUGGAAUGAUGAACAUUCCCCGUUGAGGAAUCAGAUAUUGGGUAUCCUCCGCCUGCAGAAGGUUGACUGGCACGCCAUGGAUGUUCUGCGGAUUGGGUACACCGGCGACGAAAUGCCUGUAAUUGUUUCCAUCUCAGUCGCGAAGAACACACUGUCAUGCGAGGUAGGCAAUCAGGUUGCCUGGGACUGCAGAAAUGCUCUUCUGGAACAUGGGCUCUACGACGUUCACUGCGAGGUCAAGGAAUCGAAUCUUCUCACUCUCGCGUCUGCCCCCGCAGUCCUCCGGCAAGAUUCUCAUCAGAUUCCUCCCUACUACUACUCCUACAUGUAUCAGCUCUCCGACCAGCUAGGCACAAGCAUUGCAAGCCUGGACCAGCCCCGCCGUGAAGGCACAAAGGGUAUCUAUCUACGCCGAACCGGUGGCGACCCUGCCGAAAUAUUUGCCUUGACCUGUCGACAUGUCUGCUAUGACGAGUCUGAAACAGGUUGCCUUCUGCCGAGAGAAGAAUCUUUGCCUAGCAAGCCAGUUAUCCAGCUGCCGGACAAGACCAAAAGUCAGUUGAUGACGGAGCUUGAAGGCCGCAAAACGGAGGCGAUCCAAAGGAUCCAAGCGGAGAAGGACAAGGGAGAGUGCUACGACAACGAGGGAGACAGAAGAUCCGCGAAGUUGGCCAGAUACCAACAAACGAUUGCUAAGACCGAAUCUUUCUUACAGUACUUCGCCCACCGCAAAGCUUUGGAGACCAGGGUUUUCGGCCACGUCGCGUACGCCAGAGAGUACGCAGUGCAAGAUUCCAAAUUCCUUAGCGAUUGGUGCUUGAUACGGUUGAAAGCCGACUCUCAUGAGAGACGCCUUUCUGAACUUUCCAAUCGCGUCUAUGUCGAGGGACAAGAUCUAAAGGCACGGUUUCAAGCCCGUACGUCGUCGGAGAUCCGAGACCUUGACCAUGACGGCACUCUCCAAAUAAAGGGCAUCGUCGCGGUUUCGGAGCUUCAGGACUCCAAAACGAACCUCAUUGUGGGAAUGAGGGGUCGAACAUCAGGACUCAAAUUCGGGCUAUUCAACCAGGUCCUAUCCGUCACCCGCAGGCCUUUCAAAAACGGCCUGGAGCUUGUCUCCCAGGAGGGUUGCAUUGUAGCAAUCAAUGCAGGCAAGACCUUCACUAAGCCAGGCGAUUCCGGCGCCUGUGUCUUCGACCUGGAGGGACGCGCUGUUGGGAUGGUUACGGGAGGCAUAAACCGGAAUGACACACCGGAAGCGGACUUGUGGAAGCACUUUGGUCUGGAGAAGGAGGUGGACGUGACAUACACCACCCCUAUGGAAUGGCUUCUGAAGGAUAUGAAGGCUUGCGGGCUGUCGCUGGAGAUCGUGUGA
Colletotrichum higginsianum IMI 349063 is the source of this 1551-nucleotide messenger RNA. RefSeq lists its product as uncharacterized. The transcript has a single exon. The record is from RefSeq and is a predicted model, not a curated record. NCBI's taxonomy places the organism in Eukaryota, Fungi, Ascomycota, Sordariomycetes, Glomerellales, Glomerellaceae. The coding region runs from base 1 to 1551 and encodes 516 amino acids.